Molecule: messenger RNA, 3468 nt
Organism: Priapulus caudatus
Lineage: Eukaryota; Metazoa; Priapulida; Priapulimorpha; Priapulimorphida; Priapulidae
Product: WW domain-binding protein 2-like
Exons: 8
Coding region: 40-1197 (385 amino acids)
Biological process (GO): positive regulation of DNA-templated transcription
Cellular component (GO): nucleus
Molecular function (GO): chromatin DNA binding; transcription coactivator activity
Source: RefSeq, a predicted model, not a curated record
GGGCACAUUCCAGUUCCGGUGUAAACAUUACUCACCAAGAUGUCGUUGAAUACAUCGCAUAACCGCGGUGGCGUCAUUAUUUACAAUGGAGAAAGAAUUUUAUUGUACUGUGAUGCAGUUGAUAUGAAGAUAGAAUCAAACACCGAUGUAGACCAUUUCAAGGGGAACCACAAAGGGCGAGUGUACCUCACAACACACAGGAUGAUCUUCACGAGCGUCAGCGACAAGGACAUGCUUCAGUCGUUCAGCAUGCCGUUCAUGUGCAUCAAGGAGCUGGAGCUUGAACAACCCGUGUUCGGCGCCAACUUCAUAAAGGGCAAGGUCCUGUCACAGCCGGGCGGUAACUGGAAUGGUCAGGCAAAGUUUAAGCUGCACUUCAUGCAUGGCGGAGCGAUUGAAUACGGUCAGGCACUGCUGAAGGCGGGAAGAAUGGCAUGCAGUAGGGGAAUGGCCCAGCAACCACCACCGUACGUUCCCCCACCAGCUUCAUUCCAACAAGCUCCUCCACCAAUGUACAUGCCACCACCGCAAGGAUACGGAUUCCAACUGCCAACUGACACAUUUCCCACAGCUCCUCUCGCGAAUGGACCAGGAGUGUACAUGUAUGAUGCACCACCUCCUUACCCCGGCAUAUAUGAGACGACCCCACAGCAGGCGCCCUCUGCUGCAGCUGCGAAGGCACAGGAGGCCGCACAGAGCCAACCGAACAAUGCUUACUACAAUCCGUCGAACCCACACAAUGUCUAUAUGCCCCAGCAGCCCGGUGCUGGGAUGCAGCAACCUCCACCAUAUAACCCAACAAGCAAUGGCUACCCGCAGCAGGCACCACCAUACCCCCAGCAGGCACCAGCAUACGGGUACCCCCAGCAGUCACCGGCGUAUCCACAACAGGCACCGGCGUAUCCACAGCAGUCACCGGCUUAUCCACAGCAGUCACCGGCGUAUCCACAACAGGCACCGGCGUAUCCACAGCAGUCACCGGCGUAUCCACAGCAGUCACCGGCGUAUCCACAACAGUCACCGGCGUAUCCACAACAGGCACCGGCGUAUCCACAGCAGGCACCGGCGUCUGGAUACCCCCAGCAGGCACCGGCUUACGGGUACCCCCAGCAGGGAGCUACAGGCCAGGGUCCACCAUACAGUGGACAGACACUUCCCAGUUACGAAGAAGUGUCGAGAGACAAGAAGAAUGAUUAAUACACAUCUUCUCGUCGAUAGAGCUUCGAAGCAGAGUAAAUUGAAUUUCGUCGUCUCAUCAAUUAUUAUCACGAGAAUUAUAUUAAACACUCUUUUUUUCUCGUGUUUUCGGACAUCAGUCGUCGUGAUUAUCCUAAAGGAUAUGUGAUCGCUGUCUGUCUUGCAGCGAUUAUAUAUGUGUGUACUGAUUUACCGGAUUGCAUUUGUGUGUGACAGUGAAUCAGUAAUGCCAUUAGUAGAUUUUAUCGCACAUACAUUCUAUACUUGUAUAAAUGGACUCUUUCUGGCGCCAGUACAUUGUUCCAAUAGUGCCUGAACAGACUGAAUAUACUGUAAUGCUUGCGAACCUAUGUACGUUGUUGUUAGAGCCCUGGGGCCUGUUGUCAGAACUAUCAUAAAUUGCUAUGAUAUAAGCCCUACAUGUCAUUACUUUUGAAGUGAACGGUCGUGCAAAGGUUAUGACACUGUGGCCUUAUAUUAGCCAUUACUAUUUAUGUUGAUUCGGACAUUCGUACUCUGUACUGCUACUAAGUACCAGCCAUUGUUUUAGUGUCUGAAUAUCCUGACAUUUAAGUUUCCAGUAGAGCAAACGAGCAGGGAGGUAAACGCAUUGUAAGCACGUCGUCAUUUUACAGUCUCCGUAUUCUCGUAUGAUGUGGCGUUGAUGGCAUCGUAAUAUCGAACCAUAGUGAUUAGUUCCAGCCCUGAAAACAUUAUAACAGUGACUGCUCUAAAGUUGAAGUAUUUAAAUUUUAUAUCCUCGUUGCAGAUAAGCGAAUUCUGACUAAGAAGCAACAAAUUUGAAUACGUUAUCAUGCGCUUUUAGUGUUAGUCUUGCUCUUGCCGCACUUGUGAAGGAUAUUUGGUCAUUUAUUUAAUUUGCGCGUAAGAAACAUAGUAUCUGCUGCAUAGCCAGCAAUUAAUAAGAGAAUCUAAAGCGUUAUGGUGGGGUUCAAGAAACUGAAUAAACAUGUAAUUACACUGUGAUCGAUCGAUAACGAUGUUAUAGUAGCUUUACUGAGAAUAUAUUUGCCUCAAAAUGGGAUUAUCGUACGUUUGUUAGUAUGUGUUAUGUUUAAAUUAUUUUAUCUAAUAAACUGUUUUGGGAAUAUUGUAUAGUCACUCGUAACGAACGUGUAUUCGUCGUGUAAACCAUAGUAAUAUACACGUUAGUCAAAUCGUGGACUUUAGGUUGGUAUAGCGAUCCUAAUAAACACGUGGAUUGUGUUAUUACGCACGUGUAUGUGUGCAUGCGACUGAUUAACUGACCAUUCAAAUAUUCAGUAGGAUUUCUAUUAGUUAUAUUAAGAAUUCCAGUGAAUAAAACUCGAAAUGAGAACGCUGUAAUUCCGUGAGUAAUCCCUCCUCAUUUUUAACAUGAGUCUCCCGAUGAGGUUUGCCCCGCUCACAGCAUGACCAUAAUUCAGCAUUACUUCCGAAUGAGAUUGGUUGCAGACAUAUCCGUUACAAUGUGAGCGUGUCACUUUUCAUUCUAACUAAAGGAUGACUUUGUUACUAGCUACGCGCUCUUAUACGCCGAAUAUUUCAUAUGGAAUCAUUUCGGAUCAGGCAAUCGGUCGCCGUGGAGUAGAGGCAUACCUACAUUACGAUGGUGUACUGGCUUGGUGGCGGGUUACUGUAUGAGGUAACAGAAUGAAACGAAUAGAAACUUUGUCGGCGAUAGUGAACGACUGAAACUGAAGCUCAUGAAGGUAUAAUAACGGAACGGUGACAAGUCAUGGGUGAUCACAGUGUGGUUGGCUUCGAUGUGAACAUGGUUUGUAAAGUAUGAGUGAUUUUACCUUGGUGUAUGCGUGGGGCGUGAGAAUGUAUUUCAGUGGUGUACAUCUGAGAACAUGAUAACGAAUAAAAGGGCCAUAGUUGUUAACGUUUCUAUCAUAUAUGUGCACAUCUAACGUAGAAUUCUGCCACGCUAUAUGUUAAAUCCUCACUUUCCUUAUCGUCCCAACAUUUCUAGAUUUGUCGCUCUCAGCUCAGAUAUGAAAUGUCACGAAUUGAGAGCGAUCGAAGUGCAGUUUGUUUCUACAGCACGCACUACGGUGAAACUCCCGUGUUAUUUCAACGUGUUAUCAGGAAAUGUCGAGAUAAAAUUCACGCGAUUUGAGAACGGUUGGGGGAGGGGGUAACUGCAUCGGUUGUAGCGGCUCGUCAUUCUCGCAUUAUAAAUCACAAAAUGGGAUGUAAUGUGCAAUUGCCGCUUGUACUUCGUUCGUGUACGUACGUAAUAAAGAAAAUUCGUUCACAUUGUUA